This is a messenger RNA of Adelges cooleyi (spruce gall adelgid), 2484 nucleotides long. RefSeq names its product nuclear protein localization protein 4 homolog (gene Npl4). The record is from RefSeq and is a predicted model, not a curated record. Gene Ontology annotation, molecular function: ubiquitin binding; ubiquitin protein ligase binding. The coding region runs from base 195 to 2087 and encodes 630 amino acids. Gene Ontology annotation, biological process: ubiquitin-dependent protein catabolic process. NCBI's taxonomy places the organism in Eukaryota, Metazoa, Arthropoda, Insecta, Hemiptera, Adelgidae. The transcript has 11 exons. Gene Ontology annotation, cellular component: nucleus.
UGUAAAUUACAAUUUUCUUCGUGUGCCCUACACUGUACACGUAAUCGUUAGUUGGUAGAAUCAUAUAUCGCAAUAUUUGAUAUAGAAAUUUUCUUUGAAUUUUCUCUUGUUUUAAGAUUUUUGUAUAUUUAAAUUUCAUUAACUCGAGUAUCUCAAGACACGGAAAACCUUCAAGAAAUUAAUGCUGCAUUAAUAUGGCUGGACAAAUCGUUUUACGUAUUGAAUCUCCAGAUGGAACAAAAAGAAUUCAAUUGUCUCCAACACAAUCAAGUUACGACUUAUUUGAAAAAGUUCACGAUGCAUUUUCUCUCACCAAUUAUAAUUUUACAUUGUUUAACGAUCGGGCUCGAAAAAAUGAAAUCAAGUCCUCUAGAAGUGUUUACAUGAAUAGUUUAAACCUUAAACAUGGUGAUAAGGUAUAUUUGUCUCCAUUAGACUCUGAAAAUGUGUGGGCCAUCCCAGGACCAUCAAAAGCAGAUACAGCUAAUGGAAGUCGUUCAUCUUCAGCUGUAUCCACUCCAGGGUCUAGUACAUCAUUACCGUCAAUUGGAAACAAAAGUUCAUUAUCAACAAGCCAAGUUGAUGAAGAUGAAAUAGAUAAACAACUUUGGAAGAUGGAUGGCAAAAUUAAACGUCUAAAAGAUAAAAAAUAUUGCCGUCAUGGAGAUAAUGGAUGUUGUGUUCAUUGCUCACCAUUAGAACCAUAUGAUGAAGAGUACCUUAAAACGCAAAACAUGAAACAUUUAUCUUUUCAUUCCUAUCUCCGAAAAAUGACUGCAGGAGUAGCGAAAGGAAAAUUCUUGUUGUUAGAAAAUAUAAGUUGUCGCAUUAAAGAUGGUUGUACAGGUCAUUUACCUUGGCCAAAAGGUAUAUGUUCAAAAUGUCAGCCUUCGGCCAUCACGCUGAAUAGACAAAGUUAUAGACAUGUAGACAAUAUAAUGUUUGAGAACUCAGAUAUAGUUGAACGAUUUUUGAAUUACUGGCGGACAACUGGACAUCAGCGUAUUGGAUUUUUAUAUGGACGUUAUGAAUCACACCCAGAUAUUCCACUUGGUAUAAGAGCUGUAGUUGCAGCAAUUUAUGAACCUCCUCAAGAAAGUUCUAGAGAUCAUGUUAAAUUAAUGUCAGAUGAAAAACAAGAGUUAGUCAAUGAAAUGGCUCGAUGCCUAGGGUUGGCUUGUGUUGGAUGGAUAUUUACAGACCUUAUUACUGAAGAUAUGCAAAAAGGAACUGUAAAACAUGUGAGAAAUAUAAAGAGUCAUUUUCUUUCUGCUCAAGAAUGUAUAAUGGCUGGAUAUUUCCAAAAUUUACAUCCGAAUCCUUGCCGGUAUGCUUCUAAUGGGUAUUUUGGUUCAAAGUUUGUCACUGUAUGUGUUACAGGUGAUGAAAAAUGUCAAGUUCACAUGGAAGGAUAUAGUGUAUCCAAUCAAUGUAUGGCAUUAGUAAAAGAUAACUGUUUAGUGCCUACAAAAGAUGUACCAGAAUUAGGAUUUGUGCGAGAAUCCUCUGACAAACAGUAUGUUCCUGAUGUCUACUAUAAGGAAAAAGACAAUUACGGUAAUGAAGUAUCCAAGUUAGCCCGUCCACUGCCAGUGGAGUACUUAUUAUUAGACGUACCCGCCUCCACGCCGCUCACACCAUUAAACACAUUUAUGUCACUGCCGGACAUCCAAAAGUUUCCUGUUGAAAACCGAUUAAUCGACGGACACAUUCAGGACUUCGAUGCGUUAGCCAGAUAUCUGAGGCAGUUUACUCCCUUACAAUUUGGAGAGGCCGUCGCGGAUUUCCACCUGCUUUUGUACAUAGCUACUAUGGAAAUGCUACCUAUGAAGGACUCCAUGGCACCACUGCUGGAAGCAUUGAAAACUAAAGACAUGCUAGCAAUGAAUGAAUGGUCAAAGUCUGAUGUAUGGGCAACGCUGGAACAGCUGAUAAGCAACUCGGCCGAUGCCGCUGUAUCCGGUCAUAUGGGCAACGGUUUCGCAUCUGCCCAAACGGAAACGUGGACUUGCGCCCACUGCACUUUUCUCAACAAUUCUGAACGGCAGUCUUGCGACAUAUGUCGACUGCCCAGAGAUAUUAAUUAGUGAUAUUAUUAACUCGUAUCUCAUGCACAAAAUUAAAGAAAAAAUAAAUGUCUUUAUAUAUAUAUUUUUUUUUUAUGUGUUGUUUGUUUAAAUUAUGAAGAAGAAAAAAAUCGGAUAAUAUUGUAUAAAGAAACUACUUUUGUUAUUUUAUAUAGAUCAUAAAACAUAUAUAUAUAUAUUAUAAACAAGUAUGGAUAACCUAAAACUUACGACAUCUACCCACCAGUUAAGGCAUUUUCCAACUUUUCAUAUUUUUUUCCCCUAAUUUCACUAGAAAUGCAUAGUUAUUUUUAUUUUGUAUUGGUAUUUUAUAAUAAUUGAUUUUUCAUUAAAAAAAGACGAAAAACAAUAAUACAAUUGUACAAAAUUAAAUGUAUUUUGUUUAUUUUUCCGUUAA